AUGAAUCACCAUAAAAACGAAGCAAAAACCUUCACCAAAAAACUUGCAGAGUACCAACAACAGUUGGACAAGGGACUGAACAUCCUCUAUUCGGUCCAGUCAGGCAACUUGAUAACAACAAAAGCGCAGCAAGAAGCUGGAAAAAUCGAUGUCGAGGAUGAAAAAUGUCGCGAUCAAACUCAGUAUGACACGACCGUACAAACUUUCGGAAACAUCCCAACAGGCAACAUUAUUGCUCAAUCAGCCAAGGAGAUGAUAGAGAAGAUGUAUCAAGAAGACAAGAAGGUAAAGACUGCUCUCGAAAAUCUCCAGACAAAACUUGUUAAAAGACACACUCAAUUAAAUGAAAUUGCAGAAAAAGAAAAGAUAACCAAAAUGGGUGAAGAAAAAUACAAAAUCAUCCCGCAACAAAAGAAGACACCACUCAGAAUCGGGACAGCCAGCAUUUUAUAUGCCCUUCAAGAAAAUCGUGGCAGACGUAGUAGGGGAGCGGAGCAAAUACAAAAAUUGGAGAAGUCCACACUACGGACCACAGCCAACAUGGUCAACAUAAAACCGACUCAAAAUCAAACCCAAAAACAUAUGCACUGCGCACUACGAAGUUCUCUUCUCCCGCUCAAUUUGCCACAAUGUAUAUCGUCUGAAUAA
Molecule: messenger RNA, 648 nt
Organism: Caenorhabditis briggsae
Lineage: Eukaryota; Metazoa; Nematoda; Chromadorea; Rhabditida; Rhabditidae
Exons: 5
Coding region: 1-648 (215 amino acids)
Source: RefSeq, a predicted model, not a curated record